Molecule: messenger RNA, 1735 nt
Organism: Oppiella nova
Lineage: Eukaryota; Metazoa; Arthropoda; Arachnida; Sarcoptiformes; Oppiidae
Source: the annotation of a GenBank genome assembly
GGAUGUGAUGAUUUGUUGUGUUGUGAAUGACAGUCAGACUAAUAGAUAGUGAAUUGCAUGCAAACCACUGAUUACUGUAUUGUCUGUCAAUUACCACUGAUUUACUCGAAGAGACCACUCGUCCGCACAAAUGGUUUACGAAUCGCUGAAUCUGUUUGUAUCGCCGGAAAAGUUUUACAUCAGACCCGUUGGCAACGAUAAUGAGUUACUCGUGAUCGACAGACAGACCACUUAUAUCUCAUUAGAGGCCCCUCGCACUCAGAUCACAGGCAUUGCCACUUCUAAGCUAAUCCAUGGCAUAUUUGGUAUCAUUAGACUAUUGGCCGGUCCGUAUCUGAUUGUCAUCACUCGGGUGUCACUAGUGGGCAAAAUCUAUGGCCACGAGGUGUUUAAGAUCGAUGAGACCGAGAUAAUCCCAUUCAGUCGCACCACUCUUCACUUGACUGAAGACCAGAUCCAGUAUAACAAGAGUUAUCUAUCAAUGGUUAAGACAGUGUUGGAUUCGCCAUACUUUUACCUCUGCUAUACCUAUGACUUGACUCAUACCCUGCAAAGUCUCUAUAAUUGUGGACCAGAUUUCACGUCUAAAUCCUACUUCGAAAGGGCUGACAAACGGUUUGUUUGGAAUCACUGGCUAUUAUCGGAAUUAGCGGCUCGACAGGAACUCCAGUCUUAUUGCAUUCCUAUACUACACGGAUUUGUUCACAUAAACGGCGUGACAAUCAACAGAAAGCAGUUCGUGUGGACAAUAAUCUCGAGGCGUUGUGUGUCUCGCGCGGGGACUCGCCUUUUCAUGCGAGGCAUCGACAGCGACGGACACCCGGCUAACUAUGUGGAGACGGAACAGAUCGUUGAAUACGAAUCGUCGCAGAGUUCGUUCGUUCAGAUCAGAGGCUCAAUACCUCUUCAUUGGACACAAUUACCUGAUCUGCGAUACAAACCUCCGCCACAACUCACUCAAUACGCCAACCAAUUGCAGAGUUACCACAAACACAUCGAACAUCUGAUCAAUAAUUACGGGAAAAUAUGUUUAAUUAAUUUAAUCAAUCAUUCGGGACAAGAGUUGCCACUCGAGAGGGCUUUCAGAGAUAUAGUUAAUCAAUCGAAUAACCAAUUCGUGAGAUACGAGUCCUUCGACUUCCACCACGAAUGCCGUCAAAUGCGUUGGGAUCGGCUCUCCAUCCUUAUGGACCGCAUUGACAACGAACUCAAAGAAUUCAGUUAUUUCUUAACGUCUGCUGACAGGUCUGCCCUCAGUCUCCAGGAGGGCGUCUUUCGCACCAAUUGUAUCGAUAGCUUAGACCGAACUAAUGUGGUCCAGGGGUUGAUUGCCAAACAUUGCUUGGAAUCAGUUCUCAAGCGGUUCCAGAUUAUCAAUGGUUCCGACAAAUUGGAACACUUUCCCGAAUUCCUAUAUCUCUAUAGAAAUGGUUGGGCCGACAACGCAGACAUCUGUAGCAUUCAAUACGCGGGAACGGGAGCUCUAAAGACUGAUUUUACUCGAACUGGUAAACGGAGUCCAAUGGGUGCCGUCAAAGAUGGCAUCAAUUCAUUGGUUCGUUACUACAAAAACAACUUCGCCGACGGAUUCAGACAAGACGCCAUCGAUUUGUUUUUGGGUAACUAUAGGAUCGAUGAAAAUGAAGGCAAACUCGUCAAGUGUCCGCUCAAAGACAGACAGGAGUGGAAGUAUUUGACGGUUAGUCUCACUUUUAAAUGGUUGACUAGUUUAUGA